This is a messenger RNA of Rotaria sp. Silwood1, 1029 nucleotides long. NCBI's taxonomy places the organism in Eukaryota, Metazoa, Rotifera, Eurotatoria, Philodinida, Philodinidae. The record is from the annotation of a GenBank genome assembly.
AUGAAUGAAAUAAGAAGAUUAACAGGUAUUUAUCAUGAAGUACAAGAAGGUUCUCUUUGUGCUCAACAUGCAUUAAAUAAUUUAUUACAACGUGAAUAUUUUUCAGCUGUUUCAUUAGCUGAUAUUGCUCGAGAACUUGAUGAACAAGAAAGACAUGUAUUAGGACAUCGACAUGGUGAAUCAGAAAAUAUGGAUGACACGGGUUUUUUUAGUAUUCAAGUAUUACAAAAAGCAUUAGAAGUAUUUGAAAUUGAAUUAAUACCAUAUGCUAGUCAACAUCCUAUAGCUCAACAAGCACGUGCAGAUCCUCAAUCAAUUCAAGCAUAUAUAUGUAAUUUACGUGAACAUUGGUUAACUAUACGACGAUUUGGUACACAAUAUUUUGAUUUAAAUUCAAUAUCAAUUGUACCGAAAUUAAUAUCAAAUACAUAUCUAUCAUUAUAUUUAGUACAAUUACAACAAAGUGGUUAUUCAAUAUUUAUUAUUCAUGGAAAUUUACCACCAUGUUUAGCUGAUAAUAAACUAUUAAAUAAUACAAUUGAUCCUGUUUAUUAUCGUUCAUUAACUGCUCGUAUUGAUAAUGAUAAUAAAAAUAAUAAAAAAAAUACAACAACUUCAUUAGAAUCAACAUCAUCAUCAUCAUUUGAUGAAACAGAAAUUCAACGUGCUAUUAAAGCAAGUGUAGAAUUAGAUAAUUCACAAGAUAAAGCUUUACAAGAUGUUCUUGUUCAAUCAUUACGUGAUGUUCACGGUAUUGAUGAUUCUAUGCUUAUUAAUCAUCAUGAAAAUGCUGAUGUACUUAAUCAAAAAUUACUUGAACAAGCUAUUGCUGCUAGUUUAGUUAAUGAUACACCAAUAACAGAAAAAGAUAAUACAACUACUGAACCAGUACCACCACCACCACCAACAACAACAACAGAAACAACAACGGAACCAAAUUUAGAAGAACUACGGCAACGGCGUCUACAAUUCUUCAAUAAUAAAGAGAAAUCAACAACAGAUACAAAACCCUUAGAAUCAAAUAAAUAA